Molecule: messenger RNA, 1367 nt
Organism: Pollicipes pollicipes
Lineage: Eukaryota; Metazoa; Arthropoda; Thecostraca; Pollicipedomorpha; Pollicipedidae
Product: minor histocompatibility antigen H13-like
Biological process (GO): membrane protein proteolysis
Cellular component (GO): membrane; lumenal side of endoplasmic reticulum membrane; cytoplasmic side of endoplasmic reticulum membrane
Molecular function (GO): aspartic endopeptidase activity, intramembrane cleaving
Source: RefSeq, a predicted model, not a curated record
UGCAGUCUUACCGGCGGAACUGAAAGCGGACGUCAGCAUAUGGAGAGCUGUUGACGGGUUUUGUCAUUGCAAGCGAUUGAGGAUAUUCGCUCACCCAUUUGCCGUAAACCUUCGUGACUCGAAGAAGAAACCAUGGACGACAUAGCAGUGGAAACUGUGGAAAAUGUGACUGAAACUGUCGAGAACAUCACGGAAGCUGUGAAAAAUGGUACUGGAAAGAUUCCGGCUACCCCGGAGGGAAUGGCGAUUGCCUACAGCAGCUUGGUCAUUAUGGCAUUGCUGCCUAUCUUCUUUGGGUCCUUUCGUUCCAUCAAGCAUCAUGCAGACCAGAAAGAAAACUGUGAACGCACAGGAGAGAAACCUGAGAGGAUGACCCGAAAGGAUGCAGCAAUGUUUCCAAUUAUAGCCAGUUGUGCAUUAUUUGGAAUCUACAUUGUUUUUAAGAUCUUCAGCAAGGAGUACAUAAACCUGCUGCUGACGGGCUACUUCUUCAUGCUGGGCGUGCUGGCGCUGACGCACCUUAUCAGCGAGCGCGUCGGCCGACUGCUGCCAGCCUCGGUGCCGUUCAUCCAGUACCACCUGAGGUUGACUCAGGAUGCCACAGAGGAUCUCAUCGACUUCAAGUUCAGCACACACGACUUGGUCAGCCUGGCGCUGUCGGCUGCCGUCGGCGUCUGGUACCUCGUCCAGAAGCACUGGAUCGCUAACAACAUCUUCGGCCUGGCGUUUUCCGUGAACGGGGUGGAGAUGCUGCACCUGAACAGCGUGCUGACGGGCGUCAUCCUGUUGGGCGGCCUCUUCAUCUACGACAUCUUCUGGGUGUUCGGCACUGACGUCAUGGUUACUGUCGCCCGCUCAUUCGAGGCGCCCAUCAAGCUCGUCUUCCCGCAAGAUCUACUGGAGAAGGGCCUGGCCGCCAACAACUUCGCCAUGCUGGGCUUGGGCGACAUCGUCAUUCCGGGCAUCUUCAUCGCCCUUCUGCUCCGCUUUGACAUGAGUCUGAAGCGGGGCUCGAAGGUGUACUUCUAUAUGACAUUCGCGGCCUAUGUGGCCGGCCUGCUCACCACCAUCUUCAUCAUGCACGUGUACAAGCACGCGCAGCCGGCGCUGCUGUACCUGGUGCCCGCGUGCCUGGGCACCCCGCUCCUGCUCGCCCUGGUGCGGGGCGACAUCAAGACCAUGUUCCAGUACGAGGACCAUCCCGAGGAGGCCGAGGCAGCAGAGGCCAAGAAGACUGAGUAGUGGACCGGCGCCGAGCUCGCGCCGCCUGACGGACCGGGCCGCGGCCGACGCGCCGCCCUCGCCGCGGGGUUCUGAGCUUCGCCGGCGGCGGCAGGUCUUGUCCGCCCGGCUCUGCCGCACUCACA